AUGGCCAUCACAUACCGUCACGGCAUCUCAAUUCUUCAAUUGAUCAUCUACUUUCCUUCUCUCUUCCUUUCCAUCUUCCUCGUCAUCCGCCAUGGCCUUCGCACAAACAGCGGUUUCCUCUUCCUCUCCACCUUUGCCCUGGCCCGCAUUGUAGGCGCAUGCUGCGAUCUCGCAACAAUCAGCAAUUCCUCUGUGGGCCUCUAUAUCGCAGCUGCAAUUUGUAGCUCAAUCGGUCUCUCACCCUUGAUGCUCGCCUGCACUGGCCUCCUAUCCCGAGCUGAUCUUUCCGUCGAAAAUGUCACCGGCCGUACGGCGCUUCCUCGUCUUGCAUUUCCUUUGUUCCGUAUCCUCACCACCGUCGCCAUGGUUCUGAGCAUCGUGGGUCUCACGUCCAACAUGUCCGCCGAAGGCCUCCAACACCCCGACAUCAAGGUCAAGAUUGGCAUGAUCCUGUACGGCGUCAGCUGGGUGGUUAUGAUGGCCAUGUUGGCUGUUGUGGCUCUACACAAGAGCUCCGUUGAGCGUGGCGAGAAGCGCACCAUGUUGGCUGUUGCUUUGACGAGUCCGUUCAUUCUCGUGCGUCUGCUGUACGCGUUCUUCGUGUGGUUCCUGCACAAUUCCAAGUUCAGCAUACUUGAUGGCAAUGUCACGGUUCAGCUGGUUAUGGCUGUGCUUGAGGAGUUUGCUGUCGUUAUUAUCUGUCUUGGCAUUGGCAUGACUCUGCGUGUCCGAAGCCGAGUGUCUCGAGAAGACGAUGGAGAAGCUUUGGAGCCUCGUCGUUCUUCGUACAAGCCCUAG
Penicillium daleae is the source of this 798-nucleotide messenger RNA. RefSeq lists its product as uncharacterized. The record is from RefSeq and is a predicted model, not a curated record. The transcript is spliced from 2 exons. The coding region runs from base 1 to 798 and encodes 265 amino acids. Lineage: Eukaryota; Fungi; Ascomycota; Eurotiomycetes; Eurotiales; Aspergillaceae.